Trichogramma pretiosum is the source of this 1236-nucleotide messenger RNA. RefSeq names its product probable dimethyladenosine transferase. The transcript is spliced from 5 exons. Gene Ontology annotation, biological process: rRNA methylation. NCBI's taxonomy places the organism in Eukaryota, Metazoa, Arthropoda, Insecta, Hymenoptera, Trichogrammatidae. Bases 259 to 1167 code for a protein of 302 amino acids. The record is from RefSeq and is a predicted model, not a curated record. Gene Ontology annotation, cellular component: mitochondrial matrix. Gene Ontology annotation, molecular function: rRNA (adenine-N6,N6-)-dimethyltransferase activity.
UUAGCGCGGUGAAUUUAACAAGAGAAAAUCGUUACGCGCUAUUAUGUGAACGAUCGUCGCUCGUUUCAUUAUUCGCCGCGAAACGCGUGACUUUUCGUACCGUGUAUUAAUAACAAACAAAAGUAAGGGCGUUAUAAGCAAAACAUCGCGCGAAAAGAGCAAGAUAAGAACACGUCCGUCAUCGAUCGUCGCUACCACUUCGGGUCUGUUGUAACAUUUUUCUAUUCCGUUGUCGUCCGGAGAAAUUAUUCUGUCAAAAUGCCGAAAUAUUCAAAAAAGAAGACUUACCAACAAAAUGUACCUUACAAAAAGAAUUUGAAUCGUAACGCCUUGGAUAAUCCUGAUAUUAUCCAGAGUAUCAUAGACAAAGCUGAAAUCAAAUCAACCGAUAUCGUUUUGGAACUCGACCCUUGUGGUGGAAAUUUAACUGUAAAAUUGCUGGAAAGCGCUAGCAAAGUUAUCGCCUAUGAAGUCGAUCCAAAAUUGUUUGCCGAAUUACGGAAACGCGUGACGGGUACGCCGAUGGAAGAAAAAUUACAACUUUUAAACUGUAAUGUUGUCCAAUCGGAUCUCCCUUUCUUUGAUUUAUGCAUUGGCAAUGUUCCGUUUCAAAUUGAUUACAAAAUGUUAGUCAAACUCUUAUUGCACAGGCCAUUGUUUAGAUGUGCAAUUCUUUUGUUUCAUAAAGAAUUUGCUGACAAGUUGGUUGCAAAACCAGGAGAUGCAAAUUACAGUAGACUUAGUGCGAGCAUACAAUUAUAUGCUAGUGUUCAGAUGUUGAUGAAUGUUAAAAAAAACAAUUUCAAACCUCCAGCAAAAGUUGAUUCUUGUGUCUUAAAAAUAGAACCAAAAAAUCCGCCACCGGAUUUUAAAUACGAAGAAUGGGAUGGACUAACAAGGAAGCUUUUCCAUAGAAAAGAAAAAAAAUUGUCGGUACUUUUUAAAGAAGCAACAGUUUUGACUGAGAUGAAUAACACUUAUACAAAACAUUGUCGUACUAAUAACAUUCCUAUUCCGGACAAUUUCAACAUAAAUGAAAAGGUAGAUCAAAUUUUGACUAGUAAUGAAAUAUCUGAAAUGUGCCCUCGUACAAUGGACACUGAUGACUUUAUUAAAGUUUAUACUGCAUUGAAAAAUGAAGGAAUUUUCUUUUAUUGGUAUCUUUAAAUGUUUGUCAUAAAAUAGUGUGAGUAUAAGAUAGAUUUAUUAGAAAAUAAAUCAAAUUUUUAAUUUUCA